AAUUGUGGACACUUCCUCCUUUCAGUCAAGAUGGCGAAGUUCGAUCUGACGACCACGCUCGGCCAGUACUUGGAUCGACAUCUGGUCUUUCCAUUGCUCGAGUUUUUAACUGUAAAAGGGCUCUAUGAAGAAAAAGAGAUGUUGUUGGGCAAGCUGGAUUUACUCAGCAACACAAACAUGGUGGAUUUUGCCAUGGAUGUUCACCGUAACCUGUACCCUGACCAGUCAGUUCCCACUACCCUGAAGGAUAAACGUCAGGAUGUUGUGUCACAGCUGAAGGACCUCCAGUCAAAGACAAACAUCAUCACAGAGAUCUUUGACUCCCCUGAGGUACAGCGUCAGAUUCAGUCUUCAAGAGAUGGACGUCAGCUGUAUGACUUACUGUCUAAGGAGUAUGGGUUCAAACACGAGAUGAUCAACACUCUGUACGACUACGCCAAGUUCCAGUACGAGUGUGGCAACUACUCGGCAACUGCUGAGUACCUCUACUUUGUCAGAGUUCUGAUCCCUCCAAGUGACAGAAACUUCUUGAGUUCCUGCUGGGGCAAGCUGGCAUCUGAGAUUUUGAUGCAGAACUGGGACUAUGCCCUGGAUGAUUUGAAUAAGGUCAAGGACCUUAUUGAUGGCAAUUCUUUUGCCUCUGAUCUGAUGACACUGCAACAGAGAACCUGGGUGAUCCACUGGAGUCUGUUUGUGUAUUUCAACCACCCCAAAGGUCGUGACCUCAUCAUUGAUCAGUUCCUGUACACCCCUACGUAUCUCAAUGCUAUCCAGACGACGUGUCCACACAUCCUGCGCUAUCUGACCACGGCUGUGAUCACCAACAAACAGAGGAGGAGGACGGCUCUCAAGGAUCUGGUCAAAGUCAUUCAGCAGGGCCAUGUUGUGAUGGGCACACAGGCCGUGUCUCCCUACCAGCAGGUGAUCGAGAAGACGAAGAACUUGUCCAUGCGCUCACAGAUGUUGGCCUUCAACAUUGAGAAGAAGCUCGGCAAUCGCAGCAACCAGGAUAACCAGUGGUCACAAGAGUGAUUACUCACAAUGGACACGCUGGCUGGAACAGAGCAGCACGAGGCAAAUGCCCAGAGUGACACGUCUUCAGUCUUUAAUCAAAUAAUUUUUUUUUUGGAUUGGUUUUUCUUUGUUCACGACUGCCAUACAGUUACGUCUCGGGAAGGGAGGACUUUUUUUUAAUGGCGGAUGGUCAGAUGGUCAGACGACGCCACUGGUUGGAAGGGCCUGUUUCUUUCGCCUAUCACUCUUCUAUUUCUGUCUGUCUUCCUUGCUCUUCCCCAGUCAUACGUCCCGAAUUCUUCACAUUUUGCUUCGACAGAAAAGAUCAUUUUUGGACCAAAAGAAAUAUUUUUCAGGCAACUUAUGACUUUUUUGUAGACUUAUUUUCUUGAGAGGACGUAAUUGGAAAGCGGGAAAGCGGUUAGAUUUUGUCUUUGUAUAUAUACUUGGAUAUGUGAGGUGAUUGGAACAUGUACAUGUGUGCCUGAAUGGAACAUGAAGUGCUAGGAAGAGUGAGAGUUAUGUAUGGUUUAUGUGAGAGUCAUGUAUGGUUUGUGUGAGAGUCAUUCUUCUUCCUCUUAAGUUUUCAGUAUAUUAAAAAAAAUGUCUUGCAGGUUGUAGCAUUAUUAUACUUUCACACUUGAAAAAGUCGAAGCAUUUUUUUGGGAAGGAAAAUACAAUUGGUUUGGAAAUUCUAGAAAAAAGGGGGCUGCAAUUUUUUUAAAAAGAGGUCAGCGCAGGUAUUUGUGAUUGUUUCAUGUAAAGUGUAUGUCACAAAUGCAAUAAAUUAUUAAUUCCUCA
This is a messenger RNA of Aplysia californica (California sea hare), 1815 nucleotides long. Its product is annotated as eukaryotic translation initiation factor 3 subunit E. Gene Ontology annotation, cellular component: cytoplasm; eukaryotic translation initiation factor 3 complex; nucleus. Gene Ontology annotation, molecular function: translation initiation factor activity. Gene Ontology annotation, biological process: translational initiation. The record is from RefSeq and is a predicted model, not a curated record. NCBI's taxonomy places the organism in Eukaryota, Metazoa, Mollusca, Gastropoda, Aplysiida, Aplysiidae.